Molecule: messenger RNA, 635 nt
Organism: Aspergillus welwitschiae
Lineage: Eukaryota; Fungi; Ascomycota; Eurotiomycetes; Eurotiales; Aspergillaceae
Exons: 1
Coding region: 137-595 (152 amino acids)
Source: RefSeq, a predicted model, not a curated record
UGAUCUCUCCCCCUCUCACCGCAUCGGCUAGACCGCAUGAUCCGAUCUGCAUAACCUGAUAUCGCAUAUAUGAUUGAUCUCUCGGUUAUUGAGCGAAUAUGUCGCAUUGACUCAUUGACUACGAGUGGACGGUGUAAUGCAUGUGCAUUAUGAUUUAAGCAUAACUCGGCGUUCUGUCUCAUGUUCUUUUUGCCCUUUGUUUUCCCACUUGCAUCGAAGCAAGCGACCAAGCGUGCAUCAUUCCAUUUGUCAUCAACAAAAACAUAUAGACUUGGGGGGUUUGUCCUUUUUUUUUUUCCAAAACGGGGGUGGUGGUUGUCUGUUAUCUCUCUUGGCGUUUUGUGUCUGUAUCCAUAUUGAAAUCUUUCAAGGGGGGUUGUGUGGGGUGUCGAGUGACAUUCUGUUGAUGUGCGCGUGCAUGGGAGUUGUUCUUAUCCCCCUUCUGUUCGAAGGGCAUGAUUGCAUUGUCUUUCUUGGGAUGGCAUAUGAGGUGCUUUUCUUUCAUAUGCUGUUUCCUUAUUUCCUUCUCCUCCGUGUUUUAGCAUCACACUUUGCAUUAGCAUUAGCAUUGGCAUCACUGUGUACUGGUCGAUAGAUACCCAUGGAUUGGAUGCUUUUUAUCUCUGAAUAUUCUU